AUGGCGGAGGCGGUGGCGGUGGUGACCGAAGACGAGGAGGAAGUAGCGGAGCCGCGACUGCCGCAGCUGCUAGAGACCGGCCGCCAGCUCCUAGGGGAGAUCGAGGACACCUGCGAGUCAACGAACUCCAGGUUCAUCCAAAAGAAGGUGAAACAGGGCUUGGAGAGCCUAGAGAAAGCUUCCCGCAUGAUGGCGCAGCUUGACCUGUUCAGCCCCAACGAGGAGCUGGAGGAGAUCGCCUCCACUGACCUGAAGUACCUCAUGGUACCCGCCCUCCAGGGAGCGCUUACCUUGAAGCAGGUCAGCUUAAGCCACCGGCUGGAGCAGGUGCAGACCGCCCGGGCCCACUUCGUGGACUUUUUAAAGCAGUGUCAGAACUACCAGAUCACGAAGCUGGAGCUUCCCCCAAGCCCCGACAACCCCCCAGCGAAAAAGUCGCUAGAUGGGCCCGCUGGAACCCAGCAAAGCCUCGUUGCCAUGGCAUCCCACAGACAAGCCACAAUAGAGAGAUACAAGCAGAAGAAGGAGCUGGAGAAUAAGUUGGCCUCUCUGGAAUCUGCUGUGGAAAAUGGCCGAGCAGAUGAGGAACAAGUCCGAGAGUAUUACCUGCUUCACUUACAGAAGUGGGUCAACAUCAGUUUGGAGGAGAUUGAGAGCAUCGACCAAGAAAUAGUGAUCCUGAAAGCCCGAGACUCGAGAAAGCAGGCAUCAACUUCGAGGAUACCUCCACAGAGCAGACCUCCAACCAAACCUUUCAUUCUCACUCGAGACACUGCCCAAGCCAAGGUAUUUGGCUCUGGCUAUCCCAGCCUGGCAACCAUGACAGUGAAUGACUGGUAUGAGCAGCGCCAGAAAUGGAACCCACUCAAGAAUACCACAGUAAACCUCAAUCAGGAGGCAGAACAAGAUGAGGAUCAGGAAACAAAGUCAGAAGAGGAUGACGAGGACACCCUACACAAAAAGCGUAACUGGGACGACUGGAAGGACACACAUCCACGGGGUUAUGGCAACCGGCAGAACAUGGGUUAA
Molecule: messenger RNA, 1029 nt
Organism: Trichosurus vulpecula (common brushtail)
Lineage: Eukaryota; Metazoa; Chordata; Mammalia; Diprotodontia; Phalangeridae
Product: immunoglobulin-binding protein 1-like
Exons: 1
Coding region: 1-1029 (342 amino acids)
Biological process (GO): regulation of dephosphorylation; regulation of signal transduction
Cellular component (GO): cytosol
Molecular function (GO): protein phosphatase 2A binding
Source: RefSeq, a predicted model, not a curated record